Messenger RNA from Dermacentor silvarum, 1201 nucleotides. Its product is annotated as histidine-rich glycoprotein-like. The record is from RefSeq and is a predicted model, not a curated record. The transcript is spliced from 4 exons. The annotation marks the transcript as partial. NCBI's taxonomy places the organism in Eukaryota, Metazoa, Arthropoda, Arachnida, Ixodida, Ixodidae.
AGGGACAGGCUCAGGUACGAGUGGAAGCGGAAGUUCGUCGGGAACGGGUGGUGCUGCAAGUGGUGCAGGAGGAAGUACUGGUACUGGGGGGAUCGGAAGUACCCCAGGUGUCGGAAGCAUCGCAGACAUCGGAAGUAUCCCAGGCAUCGGAAGUACCCCAGGCAUCGAAAGUAUCCCAGGCAUUCCAGGCAUCGGAAGUACGCCAGGCAUCGGAAGUAUCCCAAGCAUUCCCGGCACCGGAAGUAUCCCAGGCAUCGGAAGCACCCCAGGCAUCGGAAGUAUCCCAGGCGUCGGAAGUAUCCCAGGAAUCGGAAGUAUCCCAGGCAUCGGAAGUAUCCCAGGCAUUCCAGGCAUUGGAAGUACCCCAGGUAUCGGAAGUAUCCCAGGCAUCGGAAGUAUCCCAGGAAUCGGAAGCAUCCCAGGCAUCGGAAGUACCCCAGGCAUCGGAAGCAUCGGAAGUAUCCCAGGCAUUCCAGGCAUCGGAAGUACCCCAGGCAUCGGAAGUAUCCCAGGCAUCGGAAGUAUCCCAGGAAUCGGAAGUAUCCCAGGCAUUCAAGGCAUCGGAAGUACCCCAGGCAUCGGAAGUACCCCAGGCAUUGGAAGUAUCCCAGGCAUUGGAAGUAUCCCAGGCAUUCCAGGCAUCGGAAGUACCCCAGGCAUCGGAAGUACCCCAGGCAUCGGAAGUAUCCCAGGCAUUCCAGGCAUCGAAAGUACGCCAGGCAUCGGAAGUAUCCCAAGCAUUCCCGGCACCGGAAGUAUCCCAGGCAUCGGAAGCACCCCAGACAUCGGAAGUACCCCAGGCGUCGGAAGUAUCCCAGGAAUCGGAAGUAUCCCAGGCAUCGGAAGUAUCCCAGGCAUUCCAGGCAUCGGAAGUGCCCCAGGCAUCGGAAGUAUCCCAGGCAUUCCAGGCAUCGGAAGUACCCCAGGCAUCGGAAGUAUCCUAGGCAUCGGAAGCAUCCCGGGCAUCGAAAGAAGUGACAAGGACAGUCUUGGUGGAUAGAAGAUCGCUGACAAGGAUCUGUGAUACAGGCUCGCCAGAUGUGCUAGGCAUCGCGUCAAUGCUCCACAUGGAAUGGGCGAAUAAUGCCAAACAACAGAGGGAAGGGUGACUGAGGAACAGGAAUUUCUUGGAAACCAAACGAACGCCUCUGUUUCUUUGUUACCUGUUGUGUGAAUAAUAAAUAAAAUAAAAAAGAAGACC